Molecule: messenger RNA, 623 nt
Organism: Hibiscus syriacus
Lineage: Eukaryota; Viridiplantae; Streptophyta; Magnoliopsida; Malvales; Malvaceae
Product: transcription factor HHO3-like
Exons: 3
Coding region: 62-352 (96 amino acids)
Biological process (GO): regulation of DNA-templated transcription
Molecular function (GO): DNA-binding transcription factor activity; DNA binding
Source: RefSeq, a predicted model, not a curated record
UUCAGACCAAAACCAACUUGAAAUUCAGACCAAACAUCAACAGCAUGAAUUGCUGCAGCAUAUGCAGAAUUCUAGGAAACAAAGGCGGUGCUGGUCACCUGAGCUUCAUAGACGAUUUGUCGAAGCUCUUCAACAGCUUGGAGGUUCCAAAGUGGCAACUCCUAAACAGAUUAGAGAAUUGAUGCAAGUUGAUGGUCUCACCAAUGAUGAAGUGAAAAGCCAUUUGCAGAAAUACAGACUUCAUUUUCGAAAGGUUCCGGCUUCUUCAGCUGGGCAAGGAAGUCAAAAUCAGUGCAAUAAGAAAGCAAACAUUUCAGUCAGUUUCCCCACAGUGUCCCCUCUUUGCCAAUGAGCGUGCUAAAGGCCUGUCCAGUACCACUGGAGGCGAUAGCAUGGAUACCGAAGAAGAAGAAAACUCAGAUGGCCGAAUUUGAUAAUUUGUUCCCAUGAAUUUUGCAAUAACAUGGGGGAAACGGAUCAUAAUUACAGCGACUCGGGGUGAUUUUAAAGAGAUUUUUGCAGAUACCAAUUGGACUGUUGGUUUCUCCAUUAAUCAACAUCCUUGUCUGAAUGUUGGAUUUGUAUGAACCAAAAUAACAAUCUUCUGCAGAGUUGUUUCAUUU